AUGGACUGCACUGGAGAAGGAGGCGCACAGUGUUGGCCUGCAGAACUGGAGAACUAUUGUACCUCCGGGCCUGGAGAAGCAUGGCCCUCUCCUCUCCCCGACGUGGCGUGUGCCCUUCCGUUGAUAUCUGUGUACUAAAAGGGGGAGUCAUCUGGCAAAAAUGUCACCUUACCUGCUGUGUUCAAGGCUUCCAUUCGACCAGAUAUCGUCAAUUUUGUUCAUACCAUCUUGCGCAAAAAUAACAGACAGCCCUAUGCUGUCAGUGAACUAGCAGGUCAUCAAACUAGUGCCGAGACUUGGGGUACUGGCAGAGCUGUGGCUCGAAUUCCCAGAGUUCGAGGCGGUGGGACUCACCGUUCUGGCCAGGGUGCUUUUGGAAAUAUGUGUCGUGGAGGCCGCAUGUUUGUACCAACCAAAACCUGUCAUCAUUGGCACCAUAGAGUGAACACUACACAGAAGCGAUAUGCCAUCUGCUCUGCCCUGGCUGCCUCUGCCUUACCAGAACUGGUCAUGUCUAAAGGUCAUCGCAUUGAGGAAGUACCUGAACUCCCUUUGGUGGUUGAAGAUAAAUUUGAAGGUUACAAGAAGACCAAGGAGGCUGGUCUGCUUCUUAAGAAACUUAAGGCCUGGAAUGAUAUCAGAAAGGUUUAUACCUCUCAGCGGAUGCGAGCUGGUAAGGGCAAGAUGAGAAACCACCGUCGUAUCCAGUGCAGGGGACCCUGUAUCAUCUGUAGCGAGGACAACGGAUUCAUCAAGGCCUUCAGAAACAUUCCUGGAAUUACUUUGCUUAAUGUAAGCAAACUGAACAUUCUGAAACUUGCUCCUGCUGGCCAUGUGGGACGUUUCUGUAUUUGGACUGAAAGUGUUUUUCGCAAGUUAGAUGAUCUGUAUGGCACUUGGCGGAAAGCUGCCUCCCUCAAGAGUAACUACAACCUUCCCAAGCACAAGAUGCUCAAUACAGAUCUUAGCAGAAUUUUGAAAAGUCCAGAGAUCCAAAGAGCUCUCCAAGCACCACGCAAUAAGAUUCAUCGCAGAGUGCUAAAGAAGAAUCCAUUGAAGAACCUGAGAAUCAUGUUGAAGCCGAACCCCUAUGCAAAGACCAUGCGCCGCAACACCAUUCUCCGUCACGCCAAGAAUCACAAAAUCCGCAUGAAUAAGGCAGCGGCGGCAGCAGCACAAGAAGCUGAAUCAGAUGAGAAGGGGGUUCCAGGCAAGAAGCCUGUGGCGGGGAAGAAAGGAAAGAAGGCUGUUGGUGAGAAGAAACCAAAAAAGCCUUCAGUGGGAAAAAAGGCUGCAACUACCAAGGAACCAGGAGCUGAAAAGAAGCCCACCGAAAAGAAACCCACAGAAGAAAAGAAGCCUGCUGCAUAAUCUUAAAUUUGUUUAUUCUAUAAAGGGCAAAUCACUUUGGACAGCUAAAUUUGAAUAAAGACUUGAUCAA
Talpa occidentalis (Iberian mole) is the source of this 1441-nucleotide messenger RNA. Its product is annotated as 60S ribosomal protein L4-like. NCBI's taxonomy places the organism in Eukaryota, Metazoa, Chordata, Mammalia, Eulipotyphla, Talpidae. Gene Ontology annotation, molecular function: structural constituent of ribosome; RNA binding. Gene Ontology annotation, cellular component: ribosome; cytosolic large ribosomal subunit. Gene Ontology annotation, biological process: translation. The record is from RefSeq and is a predicted model, not a curated record.